Cryptococcus deneoformans JEC21 is the source of this 1039-nucleotide messenger RNA. Its product is annotated as superoxide dismutase copper chaperone, putative. The transcript has 5 exons. The coding region runs from base 62 to 958 and encodes 298 amino acids. The record is from RefSeq and is a predicted model, not a curated record. NCBI's taxonomy places the organism in Eukaryota, Fungi, Basidiomycota, Tremellomycetes, Tremellales, Cryptococcaceae. Gene Ontology annotation, biological process: superoxide metabolic process. Gene Ontology annotation, molecular function: metal ion binding.
CCUAGUUGUUUAUUUAUAAUCCUGUUUCCUCGUACAACCCAUUACACUGAACCCACCCAAUAUGACUCUAGCAACCGCAUCCUUCAACACUGAAUUCGCAGUCGACAUGACAUGUCAAAGCUGCGUUAAUGCAGUAUCUGGUGCUCUAAGGGAUGUCCCAGGAAUUGAGAGAUAUGACAUUGAUCUGGAAAAUAAACGAGUUACAAUCUCCGGGAAGACACCCCCUUCACAUCUGAUUACGGCUCUUAAGUCCACUAAUCGCCAAGUAAUCGUUCGAGGCACUUCCUCGUCUGCCAAUGCCAACUUCCCUAUUCAAGCAGCCGUUGCCAUCUUGGAGUCUCCUCUUCCUCUUCCCGCAUCUUUAGCGUCUACAUCGAACCCUGUUCUAGCCGGUCUUCCCGAAGGCUCACUCAAACCUCUUCCGGGCAUGAAUGAAGAAGAAUACUCCCAGAAGGUCUUCGGGAUCUGCCGAUUUGUUCAAAUUGCUCCGAAGACGGUACUUAUGGAUUUGACUGUCCGUCUCCCUCCUCCAUCCCGGGUCGGGUUGGGUACAGCACAGGGUGCCCAAGAUACAAGCUACAGCGUAUACAUCGCGUCGACUGGCAAUCUUGUCAACCCUCCUGUCACCACUGGCAAGCCAUAUAUAUCUUUAGGCUCCAUUACCCCCGACAAGGACGGUUAUGGCGAUAUGUUCAAAGAGGUUGAUGGCGAAUUAUGGGAGUGGAUUGGUCGAGGAUGCGUGGUGCAAGCCGCUAAUGAAACGGCCCCCGCGGUUACACAGCUUGUGGCAAAGGAGGCUGCUCCGGGCUCCGAGCAGAAUGAAGCGACAAUAGGGAGACUAUUUGCUGGUGUUGUCGCACGAAGUGCAGGAGCAUGGGGUAACGACAAGACAGUCUGCGCCUGUAGCGGGAAGACCAUGUGGGAAGAAGGACGAGAGAUGGAGAGCAAGAGGUUUUAAAUCUGGACCAAUGCGUUAAUCCCGUUAUACAAUAUUGAAGCCGCUAUAUGAAUCCAUACGUACAAUAUUCUCCUUCCCGUC